AUGACAGCCGCCGCGUACUCUGUUUAUGUGAAGCAUAUCCUGCUUUUAUUCUUAUUGCGACAACUUUUAACUGUCAGUACUGAUAAAGGUUAUCCAACCGUUGCUCGUGCUGGCUUUCAUCAUAAUGCUCUUCUAUAUAUCCAUCAGUCGUACUCAUCACAGCAACUAGCAAAAUGGCUAACUGGUUCACUGGAGACUGAUGCAAGCAACAGCCGUAUUCUUUUUGAUGCCAUAACAAUACUAGCACAAUACAGUAGCAGUGGUCACAAAACCGAAUAUUCAACAAAUAAACAAGAUUGGUUAUCAUUUCUUAACAUGAUAUCCGGACCGACAGGGAUAUUAGCAAAUUUGAGUGAUGCAAUUACUACGCUGAACAAUCCGAAAAAAGUUCAAGUGGUGAUUAUGAUGCCGUAUCUAAAUCCUGUUGACCAACAAGAUUUUUCACCAACGUUAAACCUCUCCUCGAGAAUUGAUCGACAGCAAGUUGUGGAAUGGUACAUCGAUAUGGUGAAACAGCAAUUUAAUUUAUCUCUAUGCUCCAAGUACGUUCAUGAAGAACUACCGCGUUUUACCGUCCCAACCAUUCCACCAUUAUUUCGAAAUUUGAAUCUAUGGGGAAUUUAUCUCAUGAGAGAAGACAUUCUGCCGGGAAUCAACGAGCAAAUAAUAACAGACACGGUGGAAAUUGUUCAUAGUCAAGGACUACGUGUACUUUGGAUUCCUUAUAAGGGCGCAUCCGGUUGGCAUAACUGGGCCAAAUUUGGCAUUGAUGUUGCCAUUCUACAGCCCGGUUAUGCUUUCUCGGCGCCAUUGCUCGGAGGAACACUAAAUUCUGGUCGCUUGCGCUCAACGGCUAAGCUCGCGUAUCAAUAUGGACUGGGUGUCGAAAUUGAGACGAAUCAAGGAGCCACCACUGAGUACGAAACAUCGUUGUUGCAAGAUUAUUUGGCGGAAGGUGCUAUUGAAGGGUAUCAACAUGCGCCCACAGCUUACUUUUUAGGUAGUUACGAUAGCAUCGCCAAGUCCGAGAAAGCAUGUAGUUUAAUUCGUGACUACACAGCAGGCAUUACGAUUCCACCGACUUUUUUCAAAACUGUCUGGAACUGGACGAUAUCAGCACAGAAUCCAGUUCUCGAGAUUGUAGCAACAGUUCCCUCCAAAAUCACACCACGAGGGAUCCGUAUUGAUUGGUCAUUGACAUCUGAAAACUGGCAAGGGCGGGUUAUUGGUGAAGGUUUUUCAAAUGACGAAUGGGAAACUCUGUGUAGCAUUGAAGUUGGAGAAACAAUUUGGCAAGAUGGGAAUUGGACGAGUGCUUCACUUCCUUUCUCACCUUCCAUCUCUCCCAUCCUAGCACUACGUAUAACUUUCAUUGGACUCUCUCAACCAGCACUCACGAACGAUAAUAUUUUAAUUGAACGUGUACCAAGUGGUUUUGCACCUGAGACUAGCACUGGUGCUUCCUACAGCAUUUCGCCUGCGACAACAUUUCCAAACAUUAUUUACGGCGAUUCAACACAUGAAACACUGCACAAGUUUUCAAGCGGACUGCUAGUCGACGAUAGUUGGUCUAGCAAAGGAUGGAAAGCUGGUAUGUCCAUCGGAUAUACCAGUACAUAUCAUCGGAAUCAUGUCCGUAUUGCGCUUGAUAUGGGUCAGCUAACGAAUGUAGACAGAAUCCUCGUCUAUACACAUGGUGGGACUUAUGCAGGGAUUAAUUGGCCGGAUGCAGCUAGUAUUCUUCUUAGCAGUGACUGUGUACCGCUAUCGCCUCACAGCUCAUCUGAUUGUAAUAUCACUAGUCACCCAUGCAGUGAUCGCAUCAUUACCGGUUACGAGGAGCAUAAUGAACUGGAUCAAGGCGGCUACUUGUCAUUCACCUUUGCAAACAAGCCCUUUAUUCGGUGGGCAACGUUAGACGUAGUAGCCACUGGUUGGUUAAUGUUAGAUGAAAUUCAAGUAUUUUCUAAUGGUAAAACUACUACCGAUAAAGUUAAGUAUCGUCUCCUCUCAUCUCCUUCUCAGCGGACGGACGCUACCGUUUCUUAUCCGGAUAAUGGCAUACAUUUAACUGACGGACUCUUCACCGGUAGUAUGCUUGCACCCACCGGUUGGUUAAAAAAUGAAUCGCGGACAAUCACAAUUGAUCUGCUCAUUCUAAGGCUUAUUCGACGAGCAACAAUUUGGUCCUUAGACAAGCCAUCGUGGGCUGUUAGUCCCCCACAAAGGGUUACAGUUAAGACAAGUGUAGAUGGCAAUGAGUGGAUUGAGUUUGGACUGUUAAAAACUAGCGAUCGAAUUUAUGAUGCACAACAGAUGAUUGUCCACGGAAAUGCGUGUAAAGUGAGGUUUGUUCAAUUCCACUUUCCGACUGAUACAACCUUGCUGUCGUGGUGGACAAUGA
Didymodactylos carnosus is the source of this 2404-nucleotide messenger RNA. Lineage: Eukaryota; Metazoa; Rotifera; Eurotatoria; Philodinida; Philodinidae. The record is from the annotation of a GenBank genome assembly.